Rotaria sp. Silwood1 is the source of this 822-nucleotide messenger RNA. NCBI's taxonomy places the organism in Eukaryota, Metazoa, Rotifera, Eurotatoria, Philodinida, Philodinidae. The record is from the annotation of a GenBank genome assembly.
AUGCCAUUAUUACGCCAAUGGAAACGUCUGGCGGAACUUCUGGGACAUAGUUGCUUAGCAAGAAAAGGUCGUCUUGUAGUAGUAAGAGAUCAUUUCACUGAUUUAAAUAAUGGAACAGAUUCAUGGCCAUUAAUAUCGUUUGGAUCAAGUCUAAAUUCUCAGAGUGUAUUAAUAAAUUUUCAUCUAACAUCCAUAUUUGAUCAUUCAAUAUUUGAAGCAUUUUCAAAAGUUAUACAAAAAUUAUCACCACAAUUUAAUUAUUUAGAAGAUUUGCUCAAUUAUCUUAUAUCAGCAUCAAAUAUGGAACAAGCAUUUUUAUUUGAUAUACAAACAAAAAUAAGUAUUGCAACUGAUUCAUCACCAACUGAUAUACAAAUGUAUGAAGUAUGCUGUAAUAUGAUUGAUUUACAAAUAAAUAUGAGUCAAAUAUAUGGACGAUCAAAUGAUAAUGUUUUUGAAGCUAUUGAUGAUAAUAUAAAUAAUGAAUCUCUUGUGAAUGGGAUUCAUGAAUCAAUGAACUCAUAUUCAAGUAGCUCAUUAAGUACAACACCGGUGAGAACUUCAUGUUCAUCAAUAACUGAAACGAGGAAUGAACCUACAUCAGAUGUAUUUGAUUCAAUGUCAUCAAGUGUUAUAAAGUUAACUAGUGGUCGAGCACUUUAUCUCAAAGAGAUUAAUAAUCAUCUAGCAUUAAUAUGUAUUUUACAUGAGAAAGCACUGACAAAACAAGCUAUUAUUGAAUAUAAUGUAAAUCAAUUAAAAAGCAGUAUUUUAGAUUUAUUUUGUUUUACUAAUCAAACAUCUACAUCUCUUGUAGUAUGA